AGCAGCGUGGUGCUCCAGCAGCCAGAUCAGUCGUCAGUCUGAGAGAAGAGAAGCAGCAGCAGGAGACGGAGCAGCCUCCUGUCGUCUCAAUUGACAAAACUCUCAUCCCCCCUCUCUCCAACUCCUCUGAAACAACUCUCAACCUCCCUGUCUCCUUCGUCGUAACCCCCUCUUCCUUUUUUCAGUUGCACCUAAUUUUUUUUUUUCAUUUCUUUCUACUUUGUCUAACCCCUCCGCACCGCUCAACACCCCCAGAGAUGUGACUAGAUUAUGAGGACCCCCUGCCAGCGGUGACUUGUCUCCUCCGUGCUUCAGAGAACCGAACAUCCUCAUCUUCCACCCCCAAUUUUUUGGACGUUCAUCUGCCUUUCAAUAAUGUAGGAGAAGGUGCACUGUCAUUUCAGCGACGAGGAUGCCAACUACAUGCCUUGUUUUUGCUACCCGCACCUUAAAUCUUUGUCUUUACAGCCGGUGGGGAUAUGAAAGAUUUCCGUGAAGGCAAAGUUUGAGGGUACCUCUGUCGGUUUCCCGCUCACCUGUCCUCCUGCACGCGCAGGAGGACUCUCCGUUUAACUGAUAACGAGGAAGAUUAUCGCCAAAAGAACAAUUGACAAGCAACUUCAAAGAGACCUGACUAUUGUUCCGGUAAUUUGAGUGGGAUUUGGCAGCGUUGUUGGAGGAAUUUGAUGUGCGCAACGUUGAAGGAUAUGGCUUAAAUAAUGGUUGCGUUACUGACAGCGGGAGUAAGGUCCGUCACUUGAGUGUUUUUAUCAGCUAUUGACGACUUUGGAGGAAACCCAUCUAAAUGGGAGGAUACCUGGAGGACUGAGUAGGAUUCGGCAGUCGAAAAAAUGUGGAUAAAACGGAGUGUUGCGCGCAGUCCGUCUGCUUUGAGGCCAGGCAGCUGUGUGGGGCACCGGGUGUGGCUCCUGCUGGCCAUGACCCACCUCACCCUGGACUUAUCUGUGUGCAGCCCCCUCAGUCAGGGUAUGGGGGUCAAACUCACGCCUAAAUCGGUGCCUCGCUCUCGACUUCGCUGGCAGCCGCUCUGGGACAUGCCCAACAAGCUUCACUGGAGAACAGUGAGCCCGUUGGCCCGCCGCCUCCUCAACCCUAUCCUUCCACCACAAGACAACAGGGCAGGGAUAUGGGCAAAAGUCAAGGGUCAAAAGCAUCGGAAGCCAGCACAUAAGGGACAAGCAGCGUGUAAGGAGUGCCGGUUGAGUUACUCUCAAAUGGAGACAGGUGAUCCUUUGGCUGUAAUAGCGGAAGCUCCAGCAGCUUUAUCCAAAGGGAGCAAAGGAGACUCAGUGAGGUUGUUACUUAGAGCCAGAAGGCAGCUCAAAUGGGACAGCUAUGACAAGUCUCAGGAGGGCCGGACUACCACAGUGGCCGGAUUUAUCGACUGGGGACCCACAGGGACAGAUAGCAUAGACGACGACGGCAAACCGGAGCCCAACAUAACGCUGUCCACCAAGGUCUCAACUACCACAGUGGCCACAACUACUAGCACUACUACCGGGCUCUCCCAAAGGACGUUCACUGUGGUGACCACACCAGAGCCCAAGAGGCUAAGCACCACCAAGGCCACUGGCGGUUUCGGGGAGACUGUCAAACCACCAAAGCCAUAUGGGGAAACACCAGGUUUGGCAGUCCACCAGAUAAUCACAAUCACUGUGUCUCUCAUUAUGGUUAUCGCAGCCUUGAUUACAACACUCGUCCUUAAAAACUGCUGUGCGCAGUCGGGAAAUGGCCGCCACAAUAGCCAUCAGCGCAAGAUCCACCAGCAGGAAGAAAGCUGCCAAAACCUGACAGACUUCACCCCAGCCCGGGUGCCCAGCAAGGUGGACAUAUUCACUGCCUACAAUGACAGCCUGCAGUGCUCACAUGAGUGCGUUCGGACUGCCGUGCCCAUCUACACUGAUGAGAUGAUCCAGCAGACGCCUGUCUACAAGACUGCUUACAACGGAAACAGGCCCUCCCCCACUGAACGUCAACUGAUUCCUGUGGCCUUUGUGUCAGAGAAAUGGUUUGAGAUCUCUUGUUGACGAGCUGAAGGCCUUGUUCACUUCCUGUGGGCGAAAGAGACUUCCUGAAUUCAAGCUCUGGAUCCAGUUGGAAACAAGAAACACACAAAACAGCUUUUUUGUAAAAUAGUGUGAUUACUCUUUGGACACUGGUGAAGAUAUUUAUUUUUCUAGAGAUCACAAGCAGAGCAGCCACAAUGCUGCCACUCCAUAUUUCCAGAAACGUUCAGUCAUUUAGAUAUAGAUUAUAUAUAGGUAUAUUUACAGGAUGUGUGGGACAAGACUGUGGACGUCACAGAUGUCUCAAGGAAAACAUUUGACAUUUGAAAAGAAAUGAACCCAAGGAGCUGCUGUGGGUGAAGGAUGAACUGUAUUUCUGAACAAUGUGCCAAUAAUGCCACUAUGUGCCACAACCUGGAUUAAAGGAAGUUUCAACAACUGAUGGACUAAACAAAGAGCGCUAUAUUAACCCUGUAUCGACUUCAACUACAUUGUUUCUUUUUGUUUUUUUAAAGAAAUGUGAAAGAUAAAAAAAAUGCUACAAAUGUAUUUGAAUAUGUUUUGAAAUAGUUUUAAGAAAUGUGUUGCAAAAGAGUCUAAAAGAUAUUUAUAUGAAGCACUAUUGUAUUAGUUUGGGAAGAGAGAAGAUGGAUAAAAAGAAACGGUAUAUGCUUUAGUGAACAGUUGAUUUUAAAACAUUGU
Perca flavescens (yellow perch) is the source of this 2729-nucleotide messenger RNA. RefSeq names its product adherens junctions associated protein 1 (gene ajap1). The coding region runs from base 852 to 2048 and encodes 398 amino acids. Gene Ontology annotation, molecular function: beta-catenin binding. Lineage: Eukaryota; Metazoa; Chordata; Actinopteri; Perciformes; Percidae. The transcript is spliced from 6 exons. Gene Ontology annotation, cellular component: adherens junction; cytoplasmic side of plasma membrane; cell-cell contact zone. The record is from RefSeq and is a predicted model, not a curated record.